AGCCCUGUGAAUGAUGAUUUUUAAACACAUGGAGAUGGCUGAGAAAGGGCUGGUGAGCCCCUUGGUAAAACUAAGCACUUUUAGAUACCUCCCUGGGCACAAGGGUGCAGUGCUCAACAACAAAACAAGAUUUUUUUUCUUAUUUUUUUGCUAUUGGUGCACCUCUAGUGAGAGUGAAAUUCUGGAUGGAGUGGCAUGCCAGGAGCACGGUCCCACAAAUACCCCACCCCGCUGCAGUCAGAAAAGCCACAUCCCCACGGGAACCUCUCUGCAGCUGCACACCCUGGGGCAUGCCUGCAGCCCUCAGAUUUCAUCCCAUAGGCAAGCAAAAAAACGUAUGGAUCAAAACUGCUCAGAGGAAGAGGAUUUUUGUCUGUAUUUGGGGGAGGGAUGUCAAAGCGGGCAGCAGCAGUAAGCUGUCGCAGGGUGUUGAGGCUGUUUUUGGGGAUGGGGUGACCACCUUCACCCCAACAGGAUGGGACAGAGCCACAGCAGUGAACUGCCGAGCUCUCCCACCGGGUGCAUCGCGGGGCCACCCCAGUGCAUGCAUCCCUUCCUCCCGCCCCUUCCAGCACCACCAGAAAUAGCCGGGAGCCCUGGCGCCGGGCUCAAAAUACCUCCAGCGGGCUGACAACAGGGAGCUGAGCAGAGGACGGCCUCAGCCAUCCACCUCCCGGGCUCUCUGCUCCCCGUGCCCCCCGGCCAAAGGGCAUCAGAGAGGGGAGGCAAGGGCAGCCACAGCCCUGGGCCGGAUCCUGACGCUGCUGCAAGCACCGCCCCAGGCACCGCCGCUGCCAGCACCGCCCUGUUUCCUCCCCAGCCCUGGGCCAGCUUCUGCAGCACCCGAUGGCGGCCCAGGCUCCGGUUUGGGGCAACUCCAGCAGCGCCUCAUGCCCCGUCAACGCCGCCUUCGCCCAUCGCUUCUUGCCCGGAGUCUACCUGGUGGUGACCCCCCUGGGGCUGGUGGGGAACGUGCUGGGGCUGUGGCACCUGUGGGCCGCCCCCCGCCGCCCCCUCAGCCUGCUGGUGGGCAACCUGGGCCUGGCCGACCUGCUGUACGUGGGCACGCUGCCCUUCCUCGUCAGCUACUACCUGCGGGGCAGGGCCUGGCCCUUCGGCAGGGCCUGGUGCCGGCUCACGCGGGGCCUCUUCCACCUCAACCUCUACGCCAGCAUCGGCUUCCUCACCUGCAUCAGCCUCCACCGCUACCUGGGCAUCGUGCACCCGCUGCGGGCACGGGGUAGGUGCCAGGAUGUCUUCUCCUCCGUGUGGCUCAGCGCCGCGGUUUGGGGGUGGGUGGUGGCGCAGGUGGCCCCCGACCUCGCCUUCAGCAAGAUGAACCCCACGGAGAUGCAGUGCCACGACACCACGGAGCGGGACAGCCUGGACAGUUACUUGGUGUACACCGCAGCCAUCACUGUCACUGGGUUCGUCGUGCCCUUCCUCAUCAUCAUCGGCUGCUACUGCCACGUGGUGGUGGUGCUCUGCAGGAAUGACACCAUGGACCCCAGCCUCAGGAGAAGAAGCAUCAGACUGGUGGUUCUCGUGAUGGUCCUCUUCUCUGUCUGCUUCCUCCCCUACCACAUCUUCAGGAACCUCAAUUUGCUGUCCCGGCGCUGGCAACAGCAAGGGUCCUGCACGCAGGCUUCAAGGGACAUCUACGUCUCCUACCAGGUGACAAGGGGCAUGGCCAGCUUCAACAGUGCCCUCAACCCCCUGCUCUACAUAAUGACCAGCAAGGACUGCACAUCACGUAUGAGGACCAUCUACCGAAGGGCCAAGCAGUCCCUGGGAUCCGUCUUCACAAGGGAAACCUCUCGCCAAGCAUUUGAGACGAGGACAAGCAACAUCUCCGGUGAGCAGGAGGCUUCUGAUGAGCUCUGAGGCACCCAGCACGACUCCUUCCCCAAAAGAUGUGCUGCAUCAGCUUGUGCUUGGCUCCUUCUUGGUAUCAGCCCCUUGUCCCCACCACGAUGUCUGCUUUGUGAAGAGAUGGUGACCUUGGCACCACCAGCUCCAUCCUGGUGCUAGGGACGGACGGGACCGUGGGCAUCAGACACCAAAGUGAGGUCAGGUUUUAGAGCAUAGCUACCAAACCCAACCGCUUUGCCUACAAUAUGCCAGGAGAUGGAACAAAAUAGAUGCUGCCUUUACCCCAUUCCUGAAAUAUUUCUCAGCCCUGCCUCCAAUGCAGCAGUCCGAGGGGGGUUAACAGCCCUUGGCUGCUCUUUGGGCUUCUCGAAGAUCAAGGGACAGGGACGAGCGAUGCUUGGCCCUGCAGCACCUUCAAGCUGCCAGACUUUUGGGGGGGACGUGGGCUGGAGAUGGGCUCCUUCCCUCACCCAAGGAGAGGGCAGUGUUAAUUGACUACCGGCAUUGCAGGGCUGCUGAGAGGGGAAGUGCUUUGGAAAAGGAAAUAUUCAUAAAAAUAACUCAGUUUAAAGAUAUGACUAAACCUUGCCAGUUGCUGGGCUAGUUGUUCUGGGUGAUUGAGCUGCUUCAGGAUCUGUUAUCCUCUGCUGCCCACCUUCUUCACAGACAAAAAAAAAAAAAAAAAGUAUUUCAGCAUUACUCACUCUCUUCUGGAAGACCAUAUAGCAGGCAACAACAAAUUGGCAUUUAAAAGUUUCCAAAGGUUUUGGUUUUUUCUUCCUUAUUGUUCUUUGCAAGGCAAAUGACGGCAGCAGCCUGAACCCGGGGCUCAGCAGGCAGCUCCCCGGUGAGCGCCGAGCCCCGCAGGUGGGCGGCUGCAGCUUGCUCUCCCAUCCAGCCCCACGAGGAUGUUUAAAAUUAGACGUGUCUGUUGCAAAUUAGAUGUGCAAAUGCCAGCUGAAGAGAGGCUCGAAGACUUCUGGAGGUAAGGGUGGCUGGGGAGGGCAGGAUGUGCACCAGUGCCUGUGGUGGCCGUGGGGAGGAACAGAGGCUCCUGAGCAGUUUUCCCUUCUGCUCUCUGUGUUCCCCACCAUGAACAGCUGAAAUAUUUCAGUCCUUGUGAAAAGAAGACUGCACGCCUUCAGUCCUGCAAGGUGUUUUGCAGCAGCAGCUUUUGCACCCCUGCUGAAGAAAGGAGGCUGUGAGUUAGAAGCGCCCCGUGCUGGGAAAGCACCGGCCCACGGGCGCUGCGUGUCGGAGCAAAUUCUUACCAGCCGGCAGCCGCUCACAGCCCCACCUCGCCGCUCCGCGCAGGAAGCCGUGGCUGGCUUUCAGGCAGAGUUGAUACGCCUAAUGUGCAAAUAAACACUUCGU
Cygnus atratus (black swan) is the source of this 3246-nucleotide messenger RNA. RefSeq names its product P2Y purinoceptor 1-like. Gene Ontology annotation, molecular function: neuropeptide receptor activity. The transcript has a single exon. The record is from RefSeq and is a predicted model, not a curated record. Lineage: Eukaryota; Metazoa; Chordata; Aves; Anseriformes; Anatidae. Gene Ontology annotation, biological process: G protein-coupled receptor signaling pathway. Bases 847 to 1884 code for a protein of 345 amino acids. Gene Ontology annotation, cellular component: membrane.